UAACUGAAUUAAUGCUAUAUUAGAUGAUCCAUUUUCAUGCUCCUGUGAAGACAGGUCACCGAAUUAGACGGGUCACAGAUUACGAUGUAACACCGAUAACGCCACCCAACCUUGCAGCUCUCGGAACUUCCUCAGCCAAUCAGAAGUAAGCUGGAAUUGACGCGUGCUCAGCUCACAGGGUCAGCUCAACAACGCUAGCAAAAAUCAGGCGAGAUUCCGCUCUGUCCAUCAAAUGAAUUGAACCGCCUAAAAAAGGUAGCUAACGUCACACGAGAGAGAUGGGAAGAGAGAAGGACGCUAAAGGAGAAGGCAAGGCCAAGCACAAAGCAAAGAAACUGAAAGAGCUGAGUGAUUCUGAAAGCGCUGGUCCCGGGGGAGAUACGACCAAGUACAGUGUAAAGUCAACAACAUCUACAGAGAAAACGCAUAAUGGAAAGUCUCGUAAGAAGGUCAAGACCCCCAAAACUGAAAGCUUGGAGGCAGCCAGCAGUCCCAGAGAGUCUGUGAAAGAGGAGCCAGAGGAUAAUGACUUUACUGCAAACAAAGGGUUGAAAAGGAAAAGAAUGAAGGAUGAGCCCAUGGAAGGCCCUUCAAACUCCACUGCUACACCUACCUCAAAGAAGAAAAAUAAGCGACAUGGGCAGGAAGAAGAAAGUGACCGAGAAGCUCAAAAAAAGAAGUCAAAGAAAAGAACAGAAAAGACGGUGAAGAAAGAGGAAGGAGAGCAUCCAGUCUCCAAAAGAACUAAGAAGACAAAAGAGGAGAUUGCGGAAGCAAGACUUGUGAAGAUCAAAAAGAAAGAGGAGGAGGAGCAGAGUCGCUGGAGAUGGUGGGAGGAAGAGAAGUAUGAAGAUGGGGUGAAAUGGAAGUUCCUGGAACACAAGGGACCCUUCUUCCCUCCCGAGUACCAGCCUCUGCCAGACAACGUUAACUUCUACUAUGAUGGUAAGAAGGUGAAGCUGAGCCUGGCAGCUGAGGAGGUGGCGUUGUUCUUUGCCCAGAUGUUGGACCAUGAGUACACCACCAAGAAGGUGUUCCGGGAGAACUACUUUAAAGAUUGGAGGAAGGAAAUGACCCAUGAGGAGAGGUCACUGAUUAAAGAUCUUGACAAAUGUGACUUUGGAGAGAUCCAUGCCAUGCAUAAAGCCAAGGUGGAGGCCAGGAAAAACAUGACCAAGGAGGAGAAACUGGUUUUGAAAGAAGCCAACCAGAAGAUAGUGGAUGAGUACGGCUACUGCCUGCUAGAUCACCACAAAGAGCGCAUCGGCAACUUUAAGAUUGAGCCUCCCGGGCUGUUCCGGGGUAGAGGCGAGCAUCCCAAACAAGGCAUGCUGAAGAAAAGGAUCCAACCAGAGGACGUCAUCAUCAACUGCAGCAGAGAAUCCCGUGUCCCCGUGCCUCCUGCUGGUCACCGCUGGAAGGAGGUUCGACAUGACAACUCUGUGACAUGGCUGGCCAGCUGGACUGAGAACAUCCAGGGGGCCAUUAAAUACAUCAUGCUCAAUGCCAACUCUAAACUCAAGGUAGAAAAGGACUGGGGAAAACAUUUUGCUGGGAAGCUGAAGUUUUCGGGCCAACACCCGAAAACCAGUAAAACCCAGGAUCUGAAAACAAAUAAACCCCGGGAAAAACUGGAGGGCCCGAGUUGUUGGGAAAUUGGGAUUCCCCGGGGUAAAGCCCCAAAUUCGCUACUACAAAAAGGGGCCCCCGUAAUCCGAAAGGUUUUUAAGAAUCUUAAACUGUUCCUGGUGAACAAGGAACCUGGAGAUGACCUCUUUGACCGCCUUAAUACAGCCAUGCUGAACAAGCACCUGAGUUCUCUAAUGCCCGGUCUGACUGCGAAGGUCUUCAGGACAUACAACGCUUCCAUCACAUUACAGCAGCAGCUCAAAGAACUCACAAACAAGUCCGACAAUCUGGCAGAGAAACUGCUGUCCUACAACAGGGCUAACAGAGCAGUUGCCAUUCUGUGUAACCACCAGCGGGCGCCGCCAAAGACCUUUGAUCAGUCUAUGGCUAACCUUCAGGCCAAGAUUGAUGCUCGAAAAGAAACGCUGGCACUGGCAAAGACGGAGCUGAAACAGGCCAAGAAGGAGGCCAAGAACAAAGGCUCAGACCCCAAGCUGCAAACGCUGGUGGAGCGGAAGAAGGCAGCAGUGAAGCGCUGUGAGGAGCAGCUGCUGAAGAUGGAGGUCCAGGCGACUGACAGAGAAGAAAACAAGCAGAUUGCCCUGAGUACCUCAAAGCUCAACUACCUGGACCCACGCAUCAGCGUGGCUUGGUGUAAGAACAUGGAGGUACCUGUAGACAAAAUCUACAAUAAGACCCAAAGGGACAAGUUUGCCUGGGCCAUCGACAUGACGGAGGAGGACUUUGAGUUCUAACUUUAAAAUUCUAAUACCCCGGUCUCAUAAGCUGAUGCUAAUAUACAAUUAAGGAACCAUUCACUUUAUAAUACAUACAGAACUUUAAUAUUGCAUUCAUAAUAUGUUCAUAGACUACUGAUGUUGUACUUCAUGAGAUUGUGUGACACGUUUUGUUUACUGAUGUUCAUUUCUGUUUAAUGCUUUUGGCACUUCAUUUUGUUUGUUGAUUUUGUCUUUGCACUAAUUUGAAUAAAGGUUCCCUACUAUGCAGUAAAGUGACACACUUUUGCUUGGGCAUAAUUGCAAAUAUCUCUAAU
Etheostoma spectabile (orangethroat darter) is the source of this 2683-nucleotide messenger RNA. Its product is annotated as DNA topoisomerase 1. Gene Ontology annotation, biological process: DNA topological change; chromosome segregation; DNA replication. Bases 279 to 2384 code for a protein of 701 amino acids. The record is from RefSeq and is a predicted model, not a curated record. NCBI's taxonomy places the organism in Eukaryota, Metazoa, Chordata, Actinopteri, Perciformes, Percidae. Gene Ontology annotation, molecular function: DNA binding; DNA topoisomerase type I (single strand cut, ATP-independent) activity. The transcript is spliced from 20 exons. Gene Ontology annotation, cellular component: chromosome; nucleolus.